Molecule: messenger RNA, 1230 nt
Organism: Cryptosporidium muris RN66
Lineage: Eukaryota; Apicomplexa; Conoidasida; Eucoccidiorida; Cryptosporidiidae
Product: zinc finger, C3HC4 type domain-containing protein
Exons: 1
Coding region: 1-1230 (409 amino acids)
Source: RefSeq, a predicted model, not a curated record
AUGAUAGAGCAGUAUGGCCUUAUGUACAUCCACCAACUAUUUUAUGUGGCUGGUUUAAAAUUUAGACAAAAGGUUGAACUUUCAUUAUUGUUACAUGCAAGGGAUUUUUUGCGUAAAAUAAUGAUUGGAAGGCAGAAAUUGAAUCUAUGGUAUACCAAGUAUUUAAAACUUGGUAUAUUAUUGACAGGUGUUAGUGCAAAUAGUCAGCAUAUCCCCAUAUCUACAGAACUAACUAGUAUAGAAUUAGAUAGCAAUCGAGGCAUUAGGAACUAUGGUAUGGGAAGUAUUUAUCAACCUAUUGCUAGAGAAAAUGCACUAAUUCAGUUAGUAUAUCACUAUCCUGAAAAAACUACAUGGUUUUUACAUUAUAUGUUAAGAAUAGGUGCCAUAUCAUUCAUGACACUUGGCACUUUGACCAUUGCAUUUCUAGUAAUAUAUCAGUCUCAAUGUAUUAAAACAAGUAAAUAUCUUUCUAUAUGGCUAUUAAUUCAUGCUAUAUUACAAAUUAUUCAGGCUAUUUGUAGAAUAUACUACAUAAAGGUUCUCGGUAAACAGCCAAUUGGACCAAAUACUAGAAUUACAUAUAUACUACAGUCUAUCAAGAAAUUAACUGACUCCGAAGCUUGGAAAAGAGGGAAAAUAUUAUCUGUUAUAUAUUAUAUUUGGUUUACAAUAGGGUUUUAUUGGAUAUUGAAUGUUUCUAACUCUCAAACGCAGGUAAAUGAAAUAUAUGAAAGUGACUCCUUGAUAAUAUCAUGGUUACAUCGUAGAACAUAUUCUUUAUUAUCCGAUAGUGUUCAGAGAAUAUUUGCAAAUUUAUCCUCAGUAGAUAUUAAAUCUACUAUCUGGCCAUUUUAUUUAUUAAUCAUGCUUUUUUGUACCUUAAGAAUUAUACUUUUACUAGCAACUUUUUACUUAACCUUCCCAUUAUCAACUUCACAUCUUGAAUAUCCAGGCAAUAAGACCAAAUCCUUUACUCUUGACAAGCUUAUGAUGCUUCCUGUAAAGACUUAUUCAGAGUGGAUAUAUGAGAAAGAGCAGGAAGAAAUUUUAAACAAAAAAACAAAUGAUCGAAAUAUACAGGACAGUUGUAUUAUUUGUUUAACUGACUUCAGUUGUUCAGAUUUAAUCCGAUGUUUGCCAUGUAACCAUUCCUUUCAUGAGUCAUGUAUAGAUGUUUGGCUUUUAAGAAGUGCUGUCUGUCCGCUAUGCCAACAGACUUUAGAAUAG